AUGAAGAACUCAUUAUCCCCUAAUUUAUACAAUAACGUCUCUAAUUGCAAAGUUCUGGUUGUCGGUGCCGGUGGCAUCGGAUGCGAACUUUUAAAGAACUUGGUUUUGACUGGAUUCUCUGACAUUCAAGUGAUUGAUUUAGAUACGAUAGACGUUAGCAAUCUUAAUCGUCAAUUUUUGUUUAGAAAAGAACAUGUUGGAAAAUCAAAAUCACAGGUGGCAAAGGAAAGUGCCUUAAAAUUCAACCCUAAUGUUAAUAUUGUUGCAUAUCAUGACAGUGUUAUGAAUCCAGAUUAUGGAGCUGAUUUCUUCAAACAGUUUAAACUGGUUAUGAAUGCUUUAGAUAAUAGAGCUGCCAGAAAUCAUGUGAAUCGUAUGUGUUUAGCUGCUGAUGUACCAUUAGUAGAAAGUGGUACAGCUGGUUAUCUUGGACAAGUCACUGUAAUCAAAAAGGGUUUGACAGAAUGUUAUGAAUGUAGACCUAAAGCAGCUCAAAAAACAUUUCCUGGUUGUACAAUACGUAAUACACCAUCUGAACCAAUACAUUGUGUAGUCUGGGCUAAACAUUUAUUCAAUCAGUUAUUUGGUGAAGAAGAUCCAGAUCAAGACGUAUCACCGGACACAGAAGAUCCUGAAUUAACAGCUGCAGCAGGUGAGAGUGCAUUAGAAAAAGAAACAGAGGGUAAGGAAAUAGAGAGAAAAUCAACACGAGUGUGGGCCAUGGACACUGGUUAUGAUGCUGAAAAAAUAUUCUCCAAGUUGUUCCGAGAUGACAUUAAAUAUUUAUUAACAAUGGAAACUUUAUGGAAGAAAAGAAGACCUCCAGAGCCAUUAGAUUAUAAUAAUCUCUCAGAUGAAAGUCCCAGUUCAACCAAUGAUAUGAGAGAUCAGAGAAUCUGGUCUAUGAAAGAGUGUGCUGAUGUAUUUUCUAAAUGUUUAGCUAAAUUAAAAACAGAUUUAGCAGCACAAGGUGAUGGUGGAAUGCUAGUCUGGGAUAAGGAUGAUGAUAAAGCAUUAGAUUUUGUUGUAUCAGCAGCUAAUGUUAGAGCGAAUAUAUUUGGAAUCUCACAGAAGUCACGAUUUGACAUCAAAUCCAUGGCUGGUAAUAUCAUUCCUGCGAUAGCUACAACCAAUGCUAUUAUAGCUGGUUUAAUUGUAAUGGAAGCCUUAAAAAUACUCGAUAAUAAAUUUGAUAAAUGUACUGCCGUGUAUUUAAAUCGUAAACCUAAUUUCCGUAAGAAAUUAUUAGAUGCAGGAAGAUUAGAUCCUCCCAAUCCUAAAUGUUACGUUUGUUCAGCUAAACCAGAAGUUACAGUAGUAUUAAAUACACAGAAAAUUACCAUCAAAUUUCUAGAGGAUAAGAUUCUCAAGAGUGAAUUAGGUAUGGUAGCACCUGAUGUAGAAAUUGAUAAUGGAUUAGGAACUAUUAUAAUAUCUAGUGAAGAAGGUGAAACAGAACAAAAUAAUGAUAAAUUUUUAUCAAAGUUUAAUAUUAUAAAUGGAAGUCGGUUGAAGUGUGAUGAUUUUCUUCAGAAUUAUAAUCUUAACAUUACCAUAGCUCAUGUGGAGAAACUAGAAGAUGAAAAGGAGUUUAUGGUAGUGGGAGAUAUGGCUGAAUUACAGGCUAAACUAGAUGAGAAUUCCAAGAAAAAAGAGGGAGAAAGUAGUGGUGCCACACCUGGUAAUACAUCAUCAAAAGGUAGGAUUGGCAGUGUAAACUAUCAUAGUAAUUUAUAUACCAAACAAAUAUUAGUUAUAUUCUAA
Molecule: messenger RNA, 1764 nt
Organism: Lottia gigantea (owl limpet)
Lineage: Eukaryota; Metazoa; Mollusca; Gastropoda; Lottiidae
Exons: 17
Coding region: 1-1764 (587 amino acids)
Biological process (GO): protein sumoylation
Cellular component (GO): cytoplasm; SUMO activating enzyme complex
Molecular function (GO): SUMO activating enzyme activity
Source: RefSeq, a predicted model, not a curated record